UCAAGGCCGUUCGGGCGAACUAUUCCAGCGCCUAGUAUGGCUUAGUGCGAUGCCGUCUCUGAUUGUCCAUUGUUGCACGUGGAACGUCGGCGAUGAAAAACCGGGAGAUGAAGAUCUUUCUUCUUUUCUUGGCGUCAACUCCAAACCGUCGCCUGAUGUCAUAAGCGUUGCACUUCAAGAAGUUUGUGGUGACGAUGCAUGGAGACGAAAGCUCUUGGAACAUUUGUAUCCACAUGGCUAUGUGCUGAUCAAGUCACGAAAUUGUUGGGCAAUUUGGAUAUUCUCAUUUUUAAAGCGAAACCUUUUGCCUGCAGUUACAAAUAUUGAAUCUGAGGUUACGGCCUCAGGAUACGCUGGUGUCAUGGGAAAUAAGGGUGGGGUUAGUGCAAGGUUUGAACUUUGCGGAAUAAACAUGAUAUUCCUUUCGUGUCAUUUUACUGCCCACAGAGAAAAUAAGCAGGAUCGCCUAAAUGACUAUAUCGAUAUCAUAGAUCAUCAGAGUUUUAGAGAUGAAGAUGUCAAUGUCAUCAUCGAUCAUGAUUAUGUUUUUUGGAUGGGUGAUUUAAACUUUCGUAUUGAUCACCUCACAAAAUCCGAAGUGGAAUUAAUGGUCGAGGAAAAACGUUUUGACGAACUUCUACAACACGACCAACUUCUUAACAUGAAAAACGAAAAGCUGUUAUUUCAGGAUUUCAAUGAAGGCACUAUACACUUCCCUCCAACUUUUAAAUUUGAUAAGGGAACGGAUACAUACGACAGUAGUAAAAAGCAGCGCGUUCCUGCGUGGACGGACCGCAUAUUAUAUAUGGUCCAUCGGGAUUUCGCUCUGGAUCACCACCUUAACCUCACUGAAACUGACCGACAAAGAACAGCUAGCCCAUCUCGUCGAUUACCUGUACGUGGAUCGCCAUCCGAAGUGGCUGAAAAGUUCCCAGCAAACACUUCUAUUAAAGGAAGACAACAUCCUGAAGCCGUUCUACUCAAGUACACCAGUUUGAGUGAAUACAAGACUUCGGAUCAUCGGCCAGUUAUUGCGGUUUUCAGAUUGUCAGUACCUCCUAGGUGGUUUAGUUUACCUGUCAAAUUUAUUGAACCUGAUGGCAAAGUAUAUCCUCUCAAUGCCAAUUUGGAAAUAUCUUACCAAGUUCUUGAUCCGCCUGGCUUAUUAAGGCUUUCAGAAACAAAUUCAUUACUUUCAUCUAAAGAAUAUGUCCCAGUAUCUGAUUUCGCCAAACUACUAUUAUUGAAUACACUAGGAAAUUCUGCAAAAGCGGGAAAGUCAGAAAAAACAAAUGAUGAUUUGAGUCCAUUGGCUCCUCAAACUCUACAAACUACAUCAUUCGACUGGAUAGCCCUUUACCCAGCAGAAUUUUCGGAUCUGGAAAAAGAUUAUAUAACUUAUGUUUAUGCAUCAAGUAAUGUGUCUCAAACGAAACACCGAAAAAAUUCUGUUUCCUCUGCUUUAUUACAGCCUCCGAAUAAAGCGAAAUUUCAAGAGUUAUAUAAAACGAAAAUUGAAGCAAGUCGACUAAAGGAUUUACCUGGUCAAUCAUUUUGUCUUGUCUAUAUGAGUCGUAAUAAGCAUUGUCCUCAGGGUUAUAGUUUACCUUUCAAGUUACAGAUUUAAUUUUGUACUCAACAUGCAGAAAAGAAUAUUCGACUGACAGACCACAAAACCUUGAACGGUUCAUACUUCUUGUUUACUUGUUACCUGAGAUACACAAACAGAUGAAUCUCCAUUAUCUCACUGUAUGUUCAGUGUUCUGCGGUUUUAAUCGUGUUUUUUUUAUUUGUAUGUAUUGUGCUUAUUACUAACAUUGUUUCCUCACUAUUUUAUUUAUGUUUUUUUGUAAUUGUUUACUUUUGUUGUUUUUCUCUUGCUUCUUAUUUUAUAUUUAGCUCAAAAUCUAACUUUUACUCAACAUAUAUAUGUGUCCUUCAUUUGGUGUUGUCUGUAUUUUGAGAUUAAGUGCUUGAAUGUUUGAUUUUGGCUUUUUGAGUGUAGUAUGUAUCUUACAAUGGGAAGCGGUCGCUUAGUGUUUAAGGUACUCAAUUUCUAACCACUAAGUCCCAGGUUCGACUACCACCUUUACUAUGUCAGUUUGGAUAGCUAGGUAGUAUCGCUAUCUCAAAUGUAUCAACUAAGGCUUAAAGCCGAUCACAGAUAUCUUUAUCCAGUAAAUAAAUUGCGUCAUCAUAUCCUAUUGUUUUAUUUUUCGAAACGUUGUUGGAUGACAUUGUACACUUACAUUUACACGUGAAGAAAAAAUUCAUACUUCUCAUCUUAAAUAAAAUGAUCUUGCUAAUAAUGAAUUUUGAUAAAGCAUUUUUUAACUGAUAGAAAUACUGACCUAGCAUCUGUU
Messenger RNA from Schistosoma turkestanicum, 2363 nucleotides. The record is from the annotation of a GenBank genome assembly. Lineage: Eukaryota; Metazoa; Platyhelminthes; Trematoda; Strigeidida; Schistosomatidae.